This is a messenger RNA of Adineta steineri, 1224 nucleotides long. Lineage: Eukaryota; Metazoa; Rotifera; Eurotatoria; Adinetida; Adinetidae. The record is from the annotation of a GenBank genome assembly.
AUGUCCAAGAAACAAACAAAGGAGACUACGUUACCUAAAAAUGCAACUAUUCCAGGAUCAUCUCGAAUUUUACUUAAUAUCGAAGAUUAUCAUCAAGUAGCAAAAGAAAAACUUUCUAAAAUGGCUUAUGAUUAUUAUCGAUCAGGUGCUGAUGAUGAAAUAACUUUACAAGAAAACGUAGAUGCCUAUCGUCGAAUUAAAUUACGUCCAAGAGUAUUUGUAGAUGUUUCACAUCAUAGUACAAAUACAGAGUGUUGCUCUGUGUCUUUACUGAAUGGUCAAACAACUUGUUCAAUUCCUCUUUUAAUUGCACCAACAGCAAUGCAUCGAAUGGCUGAUGAUGAAGGUGAAUGUAGUACAGCUCGUGCAGCUGCUCGUGCUAAUACAGUUAUGAUACUUUCAUCUUUAUCAACAACACGUAUAGAAGAUGUAGCACAAGCACAUCAACAAGCAUUAAAACAAUAUCCAACAUCAACAUCACAAUUAUGGUUUCAAUUAUAUAUUCUUAAAGAUCGUGCAUUUACAAAACGACUUGUUGAACGUGCUGAAAAUGCUGGUUUUCGUGCACUUGUUGUUACUGUUGAUGCGUGUCGAUUUGGUAAUCGUGAAAUAGAUCAUCGAAAUGGUUUUCGUCUACCAGAAAAUAUGCAAUUAGAAAAUUUAUAUGAUGCUGGUUUAAAACAAGCACAAAAUGAACAUGUAUCAGCAUUAAAUGAUUUUAUUGCAAACAAUCUUGAUGCAUCAUUAACAUGGUCUGAUAUUAAAUGGUUACGUCAAAUAAGUCGAUUGCCUAUUAUUGUUAAAGGUAUAAUGACAGGUGAAGAUGCUCAAUUAGCUGCUCAAGCCGGUGUUGAUGGUAUUGUUGUAUCAAAUCAUGGUGCUCGACAAGUUGAUACAACAUUUAGUACAAUUGAAGUUUUGCCUGAAAUUGUGACUGCUAUUCGAACAAUGUCAAAUAAAAAAAAGAUUGAUAUUUAUAUAGAUGGUGGAAUUCGACGUGGAACUGAUAUUCUGAAAGCAUUAGCUUUAGGAGCAGAUGCUGUACUUGUUGGUCGACCUAUUCUUUGGGGUCUUGCAGCGAACGGAAGUCAAGGCGUUUUUGAUGUGCUUGAAGUAUUCAAGCGUGAAUUAAAACUUGCAAUGAUGCUUUGUGGAUGUGUCUCAUUACCUUCUAGAAAUAUGCCGACAUCAUCUCUCGUUACAAUGCCAAAAUCGAAGCUUUGA